Molecule: messenger RNA, 252 nt
Organism: Cylicostephanus goldi
Lineage: Eukaryota; Metazoa; Nematoda; Chromadorea; Rhabditida; Strongylidae
Source: the annotation of a GenBank genome assembly
AUGUAUGAAUCGGACGACACGUUUGGAUCAAAUGCUAUUAGUGCUUUGAAAAGCCUUUACAAGAAAUGUAUGGAUGAGGAUGAACUGAAUCGUAUCGGUGCUAGGCGAAUGAUAGAAAACGUCAAAGUAGGUCGCGUAGCUUCCUUUGCAAAACGUUUUCACAUGGAGUGCUCUAGAGUUUCGGUGUUUGGCCGAUUUUACAAGGAGACGAUAACUGGAAAGAGGAAAAUUACAAUCUUACCUCGCUGCUAA